AUGCGUCUAUCUGUGGUGGUCGGGGUAUUUUCCACUCUUACUCUCGCCUUGGCGAGGAACAAUCACCGGGAUCAUCAACAUUACAACACAUUCAAGCGAUCCUCAGACGAUGCUUCAUCAGGUGCCAGUACCACCGAGUAUGAUUAUGUUGUCGUGGGAUCUGGCCCUGGAGGCGGUCCCUUAGCAGCUCGGCUGGCUAUCGCUGGAUAUAAAGUUCUCCUUCUAGAUGCAGGAGAUGAUCAAGGCAAUGCCACUCAUCAACAGGUUCCAGCAUUGCAGCUUCAGUCAACCGAAUUCGAGCCUAUGAAGUGGGAUUACUUUGUAAACCACUACUCAAACCUUACACGCCAAGAAGAAGAUUCCAAAAUGACUUACAGGGCGCCCUCUGGAGAACUUCAUGUGGGCAAAAACCCACCAGCUGGCUCUGAGCCUUUGGGUAUCUUAUACCCUCGGGCAGGUACUUUGGGAGGAUGCUCCGCCCAUAAUGCAAUGAUCACUAUCUAUCCGUACGAAAACGACUGGGAGCAUCUGGCUGCCCUCACCGGAAAUGAUUCAUGGUCCGCUGCCAAUAUGCGUCAAUAUUUCGAAAGACUGGAGCGCAAUCGAUAUCUUCCCAGCAGUCUUGUAGGCCAUGGGUUUGAUGGAUGGCUCACAACAAGCCUGACGGAUUUGCGCCUCGUUAUUGAAGAUCAAAAGCUUCUUUCCCUGAUCCUCGCUGGUGCAACAGCAGCGGGUCAGUCUUUGCUGGGGAAAUUGAUCACAACUGUGACCGGUCUCGCAGAGGUUUUGUUGCGAGAUCUGAAUAAUCCUUCACCGACGCGCGAUUAUGAAACGGGACCAUAUCAAGUACCUCUUGCCGUUGAUGUUCCAGAGUAUAAGAGAACAGGACCUCGGGACUUCCUUAUGACAACAAUCAAUGCUGUUAAUUCAGAUGGCUCGCGCAAGUACCAUCUGGAUCUCCAAUUGAACACCCUGGUUACCAAUGUUCGAUUUGACACCACUGGAGCCGUUCCACGUGCAACCGGCGUUGACUACCUUCGGGGACAAAGUCUUUAUCGUGCUGAUCCUCGAGCCUCUCGGACUUCGUCUUCCAAUGGGACACCGGGGAGUGUGAACGCUGCACGUGAAGUAAUUUUAUCUGCCGGAUCGUUCAAUACUCCUCAGUUAUUGAAGCUGAGUGGUAUUGGCCCCAAGGAGGAGUUGUCCAAGUUCAAUAUCACAACCCUUGUUGACUUGCCUGGCGUGGGUUCUAAUCUUCAGGAUCGAUAUGAGACGGGAUUAGUUGGCAAAUCUCCUACUGAUUUCGUACUCACCUCCAAAUGUACUUUCAUGUACACCCUCCCAGACCCUUGUCUAGAGCAAUGGGAGAACGACCCGUUGUUUAGAGGCACAUAUGGCACCAACGGGAUUGCCAUCGCCAUCAUUCGCAAAUCCUCGACUGCAGAGGAUGAACCUGACCUCUUGAUCUCGGGAGCGCCUGCAAACUUUCCCGGCUAUUAUCCAAACUACUCAUACGAGGGCCUGAAAGAUGCUCAGCACUGGACCUGGAUUACACUGAAGUCACGGAGCCGUAAUAAUGCUGGCACAGUCGAGCUGCGAUCUACAGAUCCUCGUGAUAUGCCUAUCAUCAACUUCAAUUCUUUCGAUACUGGUGUGACCACAGAUGAUGCCGACGAGAAAGAUCUGCAGGCAGUUUAUGAGGCCAUGGAAUUCUCGCGGACUAUCUUCGAUGAUCUUAUUCCCCUAGAUGGGGGUUUCGAGGAGGUCUGGCCUGGCCCCAACGUCACCACAGAAAGUGAGCUGAAAGACUUCAUCAAGAGAGAGGCCUGGGGACACCAUGCCUGUUGUACUGCUCCUAUCGGAGAAGACGGAGACUCUAAGGCCGUGCUGGAUUCCGACUUCCGUGUCCGUGGCGUCGAAGGUCUUCGUGUCGUUGAUGCAUCGGUCUUUCCAAAAAUUCCCGGUUACUACAUCGCCCUACCAAUCUACAUGAUAAGCGAGAAGGCUGCUGAGGUGAUCAUUGCUGAUGCUGCAUAA
Molecule: messenger RNA, 2037 nt
Organism: Penicillium macrosclerotiorum
Lineage: Eukaryota; Fungi; Ascomycota; Eurotiomycetes; Eurotiales; Aspergillaceae
Product: GMC family oxidoreductase
Exons: 3
Coding region: 1-2037 (678 amino acids)
Molecular function (GO): oxidoreductase activity, acting on CH-OH group of donors; flavin adenine dinucleotide binding
Source: RefSeq, a predicted model, not a curated record